This is a messenger RNA of Cottoperca gobio, 7225 nucleotides long. RefSeq names its product trafficking protein, kinesin binding 2 (gene trak2). Gene Ontology annotation, biological process: anterograde axonal transport of mitochondrion; protein targeting; mitochondrion distribution. The record is from RefSeq and is a predicted model, not a curated record. Bases 2386 to 5106 code for a protein of 906 amino acids. The transcript has 14 exons. Gene Ontology annotation, cellular component: cytoplasmic vesicle; dendrite; mitochondrion. Gene Ontology annotation, molecular function: GABA receptor binding; myosin binding. Lineage: Eukaryota; Metazoa; Chordata; Actinopteri; Perciformes; Bovichtidae.
CGCUUGUUAUGUGUGUGACAGAGAGACACGUGAGCCGGUGUGACUGCAGAAGCAGCUCCAGUCAUGACUGCAAGGUCAGGCAGAAUGAGUGAAGAGGAAGGUGUGUGUGUAUACACUGUAUUAUGUGCGUGUGUGUUAACCGCACGUGUAAGAGAAGGGGUACAGUUAGGGAGUCUAGGUUUCAUGUUUCUGCUCUGUGAAACAUUUGCUCCACUUCUGUGGUGUAAAAUCAAACGUGGCCUAUUAAUAGUUCCUCAUGCACUCGGACACGCACGGCUGCUAAUGUUCAAGUGUCCCCUGGUUGUCCAGAAGAAAUGAAGAAAUGUGUGUGUGGUUUUUCCCGUAUUAUACAACGCUGACCAUGUUUUAAAUAGCCUCUCAAGUAUCCCAUUUUGGUGUCAUGCUGUGUAAUUGGAAGAAGGAGAUGUCUGACUUGGUAAAAAUGCUGUUUGAGCAGCAGAAACUUUACUCGAUCCCAACUCCGAAUAUGUCAGCGGUGUCGGUGUAAAGCGAUGAGUCAGAUUGGCGACGCACAAGUUUGAGAUCUAAUGUAAUCGCUCGAGUUUAUUAGUGCCAAAGGUUCAUGAAUCAAAAGGUCCACACGAGGGCUGAACCUUCAAUCAGAACUCUAUCAGGUCGCAGGAGGCAAGUCUAGCGGCGCUGCAGAGAUGUCCCGGCCUACAGAUCGUACUGUACCGAGCCUCACAAAAAUAGAUCUUUCAAUGAAAAUGAUGCAAAAGUUAUCCUUCCCUCCAAUAUCGUGAAUCCUCAGUCAAAAUGCUGCAGCAGUCCAAGAAUCAAUAUAUCAAAAGUAAAAGUACAAAUGUUGUUGCUUCUUGGACUUUGUCGUUAUAAUGCAGUUUAUUGUGGCCACAGUUCAAUAUCUGUCUUUACAGCCCGCACUAGUGCAUCACUGCGUGUGUGUGAGAGAUACUUUGCAACAGAAGUACAGAAACGUGAGAGAUUAUAUGCAUUGUGUGUGUGUGUGUGUGUGUGUGUGUGUAACAAAGAUCGCUCUGUUGGGCAGAGGUUAUUUUUACCCGUCAGUUGUUGGAGUGCAGUUUCCAGCUCCAGAGGUCACUGUGAGCCUCCGAUUACUGGACGACAGCUCUCAUCCAUUUGAGCAGCUGCUUCACUCGAGCGUUUCUCCCACUGCUUAUUACAUUUUAAUCCUGCUGCAGAUUGUUUUAAUCAUACUUGAACGUACAAAAGAACACAGAGGCAAUAUGUGUGUGUGUGUGUUUUAUUUGUAUUUAAACGCUGAACAUUUGAACAAAAUCUUGAAAUUUUGCAAAAAGCUUCUUUACCGUCCGACUGCCACUCUUUUAAUUACAUCAUCUUGUUGCGCCUUCUUCUUCUGCAAUGUUUUCCCGACUGGACAAGUGGCGCCCCCUGCUGCGUAAACGGACAAACAACUCCUAAUAAUCACGUAAUGAUGUUGGAUGGGGAAAAAAGCAUGAAUGUUUCUCAAGAUUCUGAAGAAAUGUGCGAUGCAUUAUAAAGUAAACCUGGUUAUUGCAACAUUGUGUGAUCGAUGCAGCAAAGACGAUCUGAAGACAUGUUUCGUGGGGCCACAUUUAGGUGCAGAGUCUGUUAAACCGUAUUUAGUAACAGGCAAUGUUUCAAUGAUUAGAGUUGCCACUUCUCUUUGAACAGGUGGAAGGGGGAGCGGUGCAGCGCUGGUGACUCCCACUCAGGUGCUAAAAGUGGACCAAACUAAUUGAUGUGUAGAUUCUCAACAAACUAAUGUUCGAAAUGAAUUUAUUGAAGCUUCAGCUUUCACCCCUUCACUUCCUUUCCUUCUGUCCCAUUCUUCUUAAAACAAGCCGGUUGCUUGUGCACCUUUUGAACUGUCCCUUCUUUUUCUUCUUCCCUAUCUCUCCCUAGCGUAUCUUGCUUUGGAGCCCUCUUCUUAUUCCCACCCCGGCUCUCAGAGCCUCUCCAAAGGUAUCUUUCUCUCUCUAUCUGCUCUGCUCUGCGACUUCUUCAUUAGAUACACACACCUGGAGCCCCUCUGCUUUUUGCAUGUAGAUGACAGCAGACAAGAAAUGUGCGUAGUAUUGGUCUGCUUUGCCACUGUAGACAGCUUGUAGUACUGUACGGUGUGUGUGUGUGUGUGUGUGUGUGUGUGGAGUCCCUUUAUGUCUGUAUAGUGCUACUGUGGCUUCAUUGCAUUCAGACCACUAGCAACCGCCUCGGCAUGUGGUGGAGCUAUUUCAUCAAAUGGCAUAAAUAGUGUUUGAGCCGUAGAAGAGGCACACUGUUUAUUGUAACCACACUGGUUCAUGAUUGGCUGCUACAGGACAGAUCUUUGAGGAAGUGGCUGCUCACGUUGCUUGUGGUCAGAACAUUUGAUUUUUCCUCGGUGCUGAUCGGGUGGAGCAGAUGACCAAGACGUACAAUGACAUCGAAGUGGUGUCGCACCUUUUGGCUGAGCGGGACAGAGACUUGGAGCUGGCCGCUCGGAUCGGUCAGUCACUUCUGCAGAGGAACCACCUGCUGCAGGAGCGCAACGAGGCCGUAGAGGAGCAGCUAGCACAGACCCUGGACCAGGUUCACCAGCUUCAGCAUGAGCUCAGUAAGAAGGACGAGUUGCUGCGGAUGGUGGCCAGCGCCUCGGAGGAGAGCGAGACCGACUCCAGCGUGUCCACACCGCUGCGGCAGCCUCAGCCACCUCGGGGAACCAAUGCUGCUGCCACACUCAGCCAGCUGGAGGGUCUGCACAACAAGCUGCAGGACUUGGAGGAGGAGAACAUGUCACUGAGAUCUCAGGCGUGUCAACUGAAGACCGACACCAUCACCUGUGAGGAGAAGGAGCAGCAGCUUGUGAGCGACUGUGUGAAGGAGCUCCGUGAGUCCAACAGCCAGAUGGUGUCUCUGACUGAUGAACUGUCUCAGAAGAACGAGGAGCUGCUCAGACACCAGGAGGAAAUCUCUCAGCUGCUCUCCCAGAUAGUCGAGCUGCAACACAGAGUGAAGGACCUGGCUCUGGAGAAAGAGGAGCUGAGGAUUCACCUGCAGGCGUCUAAAGAAGCUCAGCGACAGCUCACAGCAGAGCUGGACGAGUUGGCGGACAGGAAUGCGGAGUGUGUAGAGAUGCUCCAUGAGUCCCAGGAGGAGAUCAGAGAACUUCGCAAUAAAAGCACUCCCUCUGCUGGGAUGCGAAGGCACCUGUCUUACGGCCUCUACCCCAUGGACUCUCUGGCAGCGGAGAUCGAGGGCACCAUGAGGAGGGAGCUGAGUGUCGAUGAGGAGACCGCCUCUCUGGACCAAAAAGUUUCCCAGAAGCGAGUCUUCCAAACAGUCCGCUCCAUCAACGCCUCAGCAUCGCGGCCAUCCUCGGCCACCCCUCCCAUCCCCGGCUCAGGACAGAGCUCCCUGGUGAUGACCGCACAGCCCUUCCAGUCCACUCAGGGGGAGGAGGUGCGAAUCGGCCAGCCCGGCUGUCCUGGAGGAAACGACCUGACCAAAGCCCUCCACCGGCUGUCGCUGCGACGACAGAACUACAUGUGCGAGCGCCGGUUCUUCCAGGCGGAGCGGGAGAAGAAGAUGCAGGCCCUGGCGGGGGCAGAGGGGGACGGGGAGAGCAGCGGCUGCAGCUCACCGAUGGGCAGCGUGCACUCCUCUUUCUCCAACCUGUCAGAACUCUCCUUCAGCUCCAGUAUUUUCAAGACCUUCCUGCCUGAGAAGUUGCAGAUCGUCAAGCCCAUGGAAGGCUCACUGACGCUCCAUCACUGGCAGCAGCUGGCCACACCACACCUGGCCACCAUCCUGGACCUCCACCCUGGGGUGGUGACCAAAGGUUCCUGCCCACUGGCUCCGGACGCUAUUUACCGCCUGUCUGACAUGGAGGAGGAUGAGGAGGAUGAAGAGCACAGGGGUGUCCAGGAGAAGGGGGCGGCAGAGCGGGGUAAGGAAGAGGAGGACGAGGAGGAAGGCGGGAUUACCUUCAAGGUGCGCUGUUCGUCCACGCCGGACGAGAGGAAAGACAGAAAGCAUUCACCUCUCCCUGUCCCGCCUCUCUCCCCCACCCUGCCGACACCGGCCACUUCCUGCUCAGUCCCAUCAAACCUCUGUCUGACCCCCGCACCCCGACAUGUCACUGAGAAAUCCAGCCUAUCAACUCAGCCCAUUGCAGGGGCCUGUACAUCCGUGGUCACAUCACAGAGUCAGAUUUGCAUCUCCACAUCAACAACAACAUCUUCUUCUGUUGUGUGUUCAGUCCAAAAUCCAGGGAAGUGUCAGAGCUCCACCUUCUCUACCUACACCUUCACGACCUGUAGCAUCCUGCACCCCAGUGACAUCACACAGGUCACCUCAAGUUCUCAGUCGUCCAUCAUGGCCAACACACCCAGCUCCAUGAGGACAGGUCCCAGUACUCCUGUGACUCCUUGCAGACUGAGUCUGGGUGACUGCUUUCCCCCUCGACGCCCCCCUGUGCCCACCAGAGGCCUGGCUAAGCUGGUCUUGGAGAGGGGUAUUUCUGCACAAGUCUCCACUGACACCCCCCCUCCAUCCCCAAAACCCACACCCCGGCAGCCCCUGUUUCGACUCUUACCAAGCACACCCCCCAACUCUCCCUCCCACUCACCAUCUCCCUCCCCAGUGCCCCAGGAGUCCCGCCAGCACUCGGCUGACAAUUUCCUAGCCUCACGGCCAGCAGAACUUUUUCUGCAGGACGUUUAUGGGUUGAAUCUGGGUCGCGCCCCACAUCCAGACCUACCAAGCCCCUCCCAAGGAACUCCAAACCGUGCCCCAUCCCCUAAGACAGGCCGAGCCAGGCCUGACCUCGGCCUAGUGGAGAGGCUACGGCGGUUGGGAUUCACCAAGGUGCUCCAGGGUGCAGAGUCUGAGGCUGCAGCGCCACGGCAGGAUUCUUCUACUUUUGUGUCAGCAGGCGGGGGGAGCCUAUUGGACGGUUUGAGGCGCAACCAGAGCCUCCCGGCCAUGAUUGGUGCCCGGGCGGGGAAGUCGGUCGGUAACCCGAUACCUCCUCCUCACCCGACCUCCCUGGCCCUCCCCACACCACCCUGGGGAAACCCCAAAGAACACAGAAGGCAUCUUGGCUCUGUCUCCCAUGUCCCGUCAAGUUCAUCCAAACGCUGAGGGGAAGAGAACAUGAACCCCUCCUUUACCCCGCCACCCUCUUCUUCCUCAUCUCUGCUUUUGGAGAGAGGAGUCAGAGCGUCCAGUGAGCAGAACAAUCUUUCCUUUUUAUGACUUACUUUUAAAGCACAAUUUAACUGAACUGUUUUUCGCAAUACCGCAGUGUCUAUGUGUGUCGAUGUUCGCCAUGAUGCUAGUUACUGAGGCCUUGGUUCGCCUCUGAUCGGGUUAUUACCUUUUCACUCAUUAGGUUAUGUAUGUUUCAUGUGAGGCUCUGGAUGUUCAGGUACGGGUAGAGGAGGGAGGGAAAGGAAACAUGCAAGUGGACGAACGUUUGUGGAUGUGGAUUAGAGAAGAACCCGUUAAGAUGAAGGGAUAAGAUGAAGGGAGGAUGUGUCUUGAAUCAGGUCAGAAGAGAGAAAGGAAGUGAAAGGAAAGAAGGAACUGAACAUCCAGUCUUGCUAUUCAAAGGGCUUGUUCUGUAGUGGGUUGGAAAAGCUUUCGUCUGUAAUAAAAUAUUAUAUUGCUACAACCGUGCCCAUUAUACAGUCAAUGGUCAUGUCCAAAUACAAACAUUCACAAGUGAAGGGAUGCAGCAUUAGGGCUGCAGCUACUAUUCUUUUCAUUAUCGUUUAACCUGCCAAUUAUUUCCUCGAUUUAAUCAUUUGAUCUGUAAAAUGUCAGAAAAUAGUAAAGAAUAUUUCCAUCCCAGUUUCUCAAAGUCCAAGGUGAUCAAUGAUGUCAAUUCCAAAACACGAUAUUCAGUUUAAUAUGAAAGAGAAGCAGGACAUCUCUGUAUUUGAGAAGCUGAAAACUGCAUUUUCUGACAUUUCUGCAUGAUUAUUAUCAAAAGUAGUUACUGAUUUAUCGAUUAGUCGACUAAUCAUUGCAGCUUUGUUCCACAUGCUUUUAUUACUUGAGGUGCCAUCUGGCUUAAGAGCAAAUAUUGUAGUCAGACCCUGCCAUUAUUAAUAUUAUGAUUUUACCGUACUCCCAAAUUUGUUUGAGUACAGGCAAGAAAAAUAAACAGGGUCUGCAUUUUCCUUCAGGUCCUUGUGUCUUAUGUGUUUUCAAGGGUAUGAGGCCUUAAGUAGAAGCCAGCACUGUUAUGAUUUAGGUACUUUUUGCACUCAGUGGGAUUUGGAGGUUGUAUUAAUUUGAGUCACUGCUUGAAAACAUUUAAUCACGGCCAUGGUGGGCCUUUUAAAAUAAAAGGUGAUCGUUUCAAGAGGGGAAAAAGCAUUGACACAUUAUUUUGGUCGUAUAUCACAUCCAGGUUUAUAAUAUGUAUGAAAGAAUAUAAGGGGGGAGGAAAAUUUGUAUUAAGAAUAAAAUAAAGAAAUGUAUUUCCCUUAUGCCUGACACUAAUACCAUUCUGUAUUCAUGUGGUUGUUUCUGUUUAACACAUGUGGUUCACACUCUGGCCAGCAGGUGGGAGUAUUCCUGUAGGAAAACUUAUGAAAGUUAAUUCUAAUUACUGCUUUAUAUUCUAUGUUUAGAUAAAGGGAAGCGUAGAACGUUGUGCGUGACCCUUCUGAUGUCUCGAACAUCCACUUAGCUCCAACGCUGCACUUUUACUUUUGUAUUUAACCUUUGUUUUACUGACACCGUUAUCUGAAGUAUACAGAUUCUAAUGUAUUAAUGAGAACAUUUAGCAUAAUGCGUACCUGUUGUAACAAAGUCGGCUAACAUUUUGACUUAAGAUUUGAAUAUAUAUGCAGCAGUACUUUUUCUUUUUUGCUUUCCACAUGUAGAGGUCAACAGAAGGGAAUCCAAAUAAAGCCAAAAGUGAUUUUAUUUUUCAAGUAAUGGAAUAAUAUGUGAUGCUUUCGUGCUAAUUAGCUGAAACAUUUAACAAAUGAAGACUCUGUUCAAUGUUUUGUAUGUUUGUAGGAGAAGAGGAAAGAGGGCACAGCCAGUUCCUAUCUUUCAGAUUUGUUGUAGAUUUCAUAUCCUUCGUUUUCCAGUAAAGCAGGAGGUUCAGGUUUGUGUCUGUCUUUGUUAAAUAUUAAAUGUCCUGUCACUUCUUCAUGCCUCCCCUCUAAGAACAUGAUCCUCUGUAAACUACUCAUGGCUAUAUUCAGUUGCCUCUUUUUUAAAAUAAAGCAAUGGAAGCAAA